AAGUCGUUCCGGGUCAUAACGUUUCGCCCGUUUCGCAGCCUCGUUUAAUGCCCCCGUUACGCGGGCACCUUAACGGCCGUUAAGGAAAACGGCAGUUGGCCUUAACGACCGUUAGCCGUAGUUUCACGGCAGCGCGAGUGCCGUUGGAAACCCAGUGGCGAUUGACACCAACGGAGCUCGCCGGUCUCCGUUCCGCCGCUGUUUCCGUCCGUUUUGUCGUGAAAUAGGCAAGAUGGCAGCCCCCAGCAGCAACGUGUCCCCGCUGCAGGCGAACGCGCCGGCGCCACAACGCUUUGCCUGGACAGCGUCACUGACGCAUUUACUUAUCAACUUGUGGCAGGAUCACCUUGCCGAACUGCGAGCUCGGAAACGCAAUGCGCCCGUGUACGCAAGGAUGACGGCGCUGUUCAACCAGCUCGCAAGUGAGAAAUGUGGGCACGCUGUGUGCGUCACAGUCAAACAGAUCAAGCACAAGAUGGAAAACUUGGCCCAGGCUCACAAAAAGGCAAGCACUGCUGGCACUAGGUCUGCUGCAACUCAGUGUCCAUUCUACAAACGGCUUCACACAUUCUUGGGAAACCUGCCUAUGCAUGAUCAAAACCUGGUACAAGAGAGCUUUCAGCUGGACAUGGUGGAACGGCCGCCAGAAGGUGCAGUGAUUUUAGCCUCAGGACUGCCAUCAGAAGCGACGAGCAGCCCAGACGACGGAAAUGUGAAGGCGUCAACCAGUCUGGCCUCGACCAGCCAGUCAUCGACCAGCCAGUCAUCGACGAGCCAUGCUUCAACACCUGUUGCCUCAGCCGAGCAAGGUCACACGCGCAAAAGGCGACAGCAGACAUCAUCAAUUGAUAGAGUUAUGCUGCUGCUAGAAAGGCAGGAAACCCGUGCCGAAAAGAUGGCUAAAAAGGCGUAUAAGCUCUUCAAAAAGGCAGUCAGUCUCCAGGAGGAGGCCAAUGACAUACACCGUGAAAUGGUCAGCAUAAUCCGCCAAUACAUUGAAGGCCGGCAGGAGCGUCAGCCUGACUGCCCAGACAGCGCUGAAUAAAGACUCGUGUGCCCAG
Dermacentor silvarum is the source of this 1061-nucleotide messenger RNA. RefSeq lists its product as uncharacterized. Bases 233 to 1045 code for a protein of 270 amino acids. The record is from RefSeq and is a predicted model, not a curated record. The transcript is spliced from 3 exons. Gene Ontology annotation, biological process: positive regulation of DNA-templated transcription. Lineage: Eukaryota; Metazoa; Arthropoda; Arachnida; Ixodida; Ixodidae. Gene Ontology annotation, cellular component: nuclear body.